CAGCAUCCAGCUGCUCUGUAGAGGUGAUACUCAGAGACUUCCCAGUUUUUGAACACCACACUGUUCUUACCUACUGGCCUUCCACCCCACGCACACAAAGAGAGAGAAGCUCAGAAGCCAUGUUUCCUCUCCGUCUACCCCUCCUGGCCACAUUGGUCAGUGUGGCGCUGUGCCAGUAUGAUGACUACGACUACCAGCCUGCAUCCAUGCUAGGACCCUCUGGGCCCAACUGUGAUCAAGAAUGUGACUGCCCAAUAAACUUCCCCAGUGCCAUGUACUGCGACAGCCGCAAGCUUAAGACUGUUCCUUUUGUCCCAACUGGGAUCAAGUACUUGUACCUCCACAACAACCAACUAGAAGGGAUCAAAGCGGGCGUGUUCGACAAUGUAACUGACACACUUCGCUGGCUGAUCCUAGACAAUAACAAGAUCACCAAUGAUAAGAUAGAAAAGGGCACAAUUGACAAACUCACAGCCCUGGAGAAGCUCUUCUUCAGCAAGAACGAGCUGACGGAGCCAGUCAUACCUCCCUCAAAGGCCCUUGAAGAGCUGAAGAUCAUGCAGAACAAGAUGUCCAAGUUCCCCUCAGGACUCCUGUCUGACAAGGAGAAUCUGACCUCCAUCAACCUGCAGCACAAUCAGCUAACAUCCGACGCCAUUGCUGGGGCCUUCAAAGGGCCGAAGAAGCUGCUGUCCCUGGACGUGAGCAACAACAAGCUGAAGAAGCUUCCAGCCGGAGUCCCGAGUUCACUGGAAAUCCUCUAUGCUGAUUACAACGAAAUCGACAGCGUCGGAGCAGGGUACCUGAACAAGCUGCCCGCUUUGAAGUACCUCAGGGUCUCCAACAACAAGCUGGUUGACUCUGGACUCCCUGCUGGGGUGUUCAAUGUGACGUCACUGGUGGAACUGGACCUGUCUUUCAACAAACUGCAGUCCAUCCCUGAGAUCAAUGAGCAGCUGGAGCAACUCUACCUCCAGGCCAACGAGAUCAACAAGUUUGACCUGGCAAGUUUCUGCAAGUUCGUCGGACCCAUCAACUACUCCCAUCUGAAGCAUCUGCGUCUGGACGCCAACAACAUCACACAAAGCAGCAUGCCUCAUGAUACAUCCAACUGCCUACGCCAAGCCUCAGAUGUCAUGUUCGAAUAAGAAACUCCCCUCCAUCCUGCAGCCUUUCAGUAACCCCCUCUUUGUCUGCUACCAUGGCACAGCUCAUCGCAAUGCCUUCUGGACUUUAGUGUCGUAGUAUCCCUCCUUUCACGGUACUCACAUUUUCGCGCACAUAAAAAAAUAAUAAUCUGGGGUACUACAUUGGCACCUUCAUUAAUUGCUUAAAUGUUAAAAAUAAAGAUAGAGCUGAGGAAAUUUUAGAGACGCCAGAAAACAAGCUGGUGAUAUUUUUGCAGGUGUACUUUGCACAACAUGAAAUCAGAGUGAUUUAUGAAGCAACAAAUGUAAUUGCUUGAAGAAACAUUAAGAAAAAAUAUAUAAAAUGAUGAAAAAACCUCAAAACUCCUGUGAGGAGUUUUUAAGUGGUCAUGAAAUGGACUGAAAUUAACAGUGAUGGCUUUUUAUGACCUGGAAAAGCAAACAAGAUUGUUAGAAAAGGAAUUUAUCAUUUCUGUUUUGUUAUUUUGAAGCCUGAAAUCGCUGUGAGGGGGUAGGUGUCAGAUGAGGUGAUUGACAGUGCAUCAAAUAAAAACCCUUCUUCUGCAGUAAAUAUUCUUAAUGAGUGAAAUAGUUGACUGUUAGUUGAAAGCAGGAGGAGAUAACAUAAUUUACACAUGUACAGGACAAAAUAAGCAAGAUCACUUAGUCCACAGGGGGGCGCCAAAGUCAACACAAACAGAAAGUUCCUCACAGGAGCUUUAAAAAUUACCAAUUAAAUGUGAUAUGGAUUCAAAUUAAUCCAUACACGUUGAUUGAAAACACACACUAAUACAUUCCAAACUUGUAUAUCCUGACGUUGAGUGCACCCACAAUGGAGUAAAACAACCGCUUCAAUGUCUUAAUCCACUCGUGGUGUUGUUUUGUUGUCUGUCUUGUAUGUUCCAGUGUUUUGCGAAUAAUGUGGGAACAAUUAUUAAUCCAUUGCUGUGCAAGGGACCAGCAUAUACUGACUUGCAUACCCAGAGUUCAGUGUGAAAUAAAUUAUGUAAGACAUUUUUCACAAAUGUACAAAAAAAAAACCAGUUACAGAGGAGUCGUGUUUUUUACAUCUUGACUGAAUCAAAGAGGUAUUAAUGAAAAUAGCAAUGCUAAUUAUCCAUGUGUGCAUUUCAUCCCCAACAUCCCUGAUGUGUCUCGUACAUAUCGUUCAAGUUUCAUGAGUUGGAGUCGAAAUUCUUGAUGUUGAAGAGUGAAAUAAAUCACACAUGGUUAAAAGUCAUUGGUAUCAGGAACCUCCAGCUGAAAGGAUCACAUUUUCAUGAGUCAAAUUGUGUCUUUAUGUAACUCCUAGCUGUCCACUGUCAUGCGCUUUCGCGAUUUGUAUACAACAUCUGCAUUACCUGCAUGCAACCAAUGGUACCAUUCUUUGAUAAUAAACUACAGCUUUUGCAGUUAAGGUGCUUUCAUUGUUACGUUGUUGUUGUUUACCAUGUUUGACACAUGUUUUUAGCGAUACGAAGUCUACUUGGCAGCAGGUCAGGUUGUGUUAAUAGAAUAUCACUUUUUUUUUGUUUAGGUCAUUUUUUUGGUUUCAUGGUGAUUUCUUUUGUGGCAUUUUGACUCAGUAACUGCUCUGGUUUUACUGUGAGGAGAACAAACACAGUUGAAUAAACUCUAUUUACAACAUAUUUGUAUGAUAUUGCUUUUUAAACCUGCUGGAGUUAAUGUCUGGGGUGUAAUGACACAAAGUAAUACGCUGAUUCAUCUGAAGGAUUAACCUCACUGUCUUAUGUACCAUCUAUCACAAGACAUUCUUUGUAAGGAGUUAAAUUUGUGACGCUUAUUCUUUAUUAAAUGUUAAAAAAGAUGGGUAUUAAACCUGGAA
Messenger RNA from Notolabrus celidotus (New Zealand spotty), 2994 nucleotides. It is a transcript of the gene lum, whose product is annotated as lumican. The coding region runs from base 120 to 1148 and encodes 342 amino acids. Lineage: Eukaryota; Metazoa; Chordata; Actinopteri; Labriformes; Labridae. The transcript has 4 exons. Gene Ontology annotation, molecular function: protein binding. The record is from RefSeq and is a predicted model, not a curated record.